UGAGGAGAGGAAGGCGCUGAGGACAGACACACACACACACACACACAGAGCGACACUGCCCGCCUGUCGGGGGGCCCCGCCGCCCCCGCCGCUUGCCCAGGGCUCAGUGUGAGGGCGGCGAGGAGAGAUGUAACGUUGGUAUAUAUAACACAGAGAGACAGAGACAGAGAGAGAAAGAGGAGUUAUCGCCGCCACCAUGAAGUUAGCUGAGAUGUCCGCCGUGGGAUGUCGGUGAACACAACAUGACAGAGGAAAGCCACCCAGACGAUGACAGCUACAUUGUACGUGUUAAAGCUGUGGUUAUGACCCGAGAUGACUCGGGAUGGUUACCACAAGAAGGGGGCGGUCUCAGUCGAGUUGGCGUCUGCAAGGUCGUUCAGCCAGAGGGCAACGGCAGAAGUGAUUUUCUGAUCCACGGUGAACGGCUUAGAGACAAGCUGGUGGUAUUGGAAUGCUUCUUGAAGAAAGACUUGGUCUAUACUAAAGCAACACCUACAUUUCAUCAUUGGAUGGUUGACAGCAGGAAGUUUGGACUGACAUUUCAGAGCCCUGCCGAUGCUCGAGCCUUUGACCGAGGAGUGAGGAAAGCAAUUGAGGAUCUUACAGAAGGGUCAACCACAUCAUCUUCAACAAUUCAGAAUGAAGCUGAGGUCGGUGAUGAUGACGUGUUUAUACCUGCAACAGACAGUUCUUCCAACUCAUCAAGCAAGAAAGAGCAGCCAGUCAGGGUACUGACUCCUACCAUCAGCGAGCCACUCCGGCCUCCGUGUGCUCUGGGGCACACACACGAUCAUUACAGCCCAGACCACUACCUUCUGGAGCAGUCUGUUCCGAAACAGCGUCACGUCAGUUUCCGAGACGAUGACGAAGAGAUCGUCCGCAUCAAUCCCCGGGAGAAGGCGUGGUUACGGGAGAGAUACGAGGACUAUCGGUACGCGGCGGUGCGUCCCAAAUACAACGAGCGCGGCGACCUGGACUCCUACGUGCAUUUCAACAAGAGCGAUGCCACCAAACAUGAUUACAAUUACCCCUACGCGGAGAACUCGAACUUCGGACUGGGCAAAGACGCCAAGAGCGGCGUGGUGAGGACUCAGCCCGUCACCUCGCGAGCGAGGCGGCGGAAGGAUGACGGAGAGCGAUCGCGGUGCGUGUACUGCAGGGACAUGUUCAACCACGAGGAAAACGGACGGGGCCAGUGCCAGGAUGCCCCAGACCCCAUCCGGAGCUGCAUCCGACGAGUCAGCUGCAUGUGGUGCGCGGACAGCAUGCUGUACCACUGCAUGUCUGACCCUGAAGGGGAAUACUCGGACCCUUGUUCCUGUGACACCAGCGACGAGAAGUUCUGUCUUCGGUGGCUGGCAUUGAUUGCCUUAUCGACCAUCGCUCCUUGUAUGUGUUGUUAUCUGCCCCUUCGGGCGUGCUACAAGUGCGGGGUAAUGUGCAAGUGUUGCGGUGGCAAACACAAAGCAGUGGGUUGAUCUUUUCUUUUUUAUUUGUUUCAAAGCAUCAGUUAUUGAAGCACAUUUAAGUCUGGAGUCUUUUUGACACACAGUUAAUCAUCGCCAACCUCGAUCUUUGGGGAAAAAUUACUCAUUUAUGGAAACUUGGAGCCCAAAAGGCCGGCCAAGAGGCGUCAAGACAGACCACGUCGUUUUCUUCAAACAUUAAACACGGAACUAACAUUCAGUAACAAGUAGUGACUUUUCUACGAAUAUGUAACGAAACGGAGAAUGUCUGACACGUUUUAUAAUUUUUAUUUUUUAAAAAGGAAACAAAAA
This is a messenger RNA of Callorhinchus milii (elephant shark), 1778 nucleotides long. Its product is annotated as sprouty-related, EVH1 domain-containing protein 2. Bases 243 to 1478 code for a protein of 411 amino acids. Gene Ontology annotation, biological process: multicellular organism development; negative regulation of MAPK cascade. The record is from RefSeq and is a predicted model, not a curated record. Gene Ontology annotation, molecular function: protein kinase binding. Gene Ontology annotation, cellular component: membrane. Lineage: Eukaryota; Metazoa; Chordata; Chondrichthyes; Chimaeriformes; Callorhinchidae. The transcript is spliced from 6 exons.